This is a messenger RNA of Solanum dulcamara, 1590 nucleotides long. RefSeq names its product magnesium transporter MRS2-I-like. Gene Ontology annotation, biological process: magnesium ion transport; transmembrane transport. Gene Ontology annotation, cellular component: membrane. NCBI's taxonomy places the organism in Eukaryota, Viridiplantae, Streptophyta, Magnoliopsida, Solanales, Solanaceae. Gene Ontology annotation, molecular function: magnesium ion transmembrane transporter activity. The transcript has 11 exons. The record is from RefSeq and is a predicted model, not a curated record. Bases 200 to 1333 code for a protein of 377 amino acids.
CCAAAAACAUACAGCCAUGCAAACCAACUUUACUUCUUUUACCAGUAACUACUUUGUUUCUAUCUCACAAAUAUCAUCAUGUCAUGUCCCUAUCACUAUUUCCCCUUUUUCCCCUACCUUUCAAAUUUCCCCUCUUUAACAUAUCUGCAAAAUAAGUAUUCAAAUUCAGUGAUUUUGCCACUUCUUCAAAGUGUGGAAGAUGAAAACAGGGGUAUCUAGAAGGUGGAUAAUGGUAGACAGUAAAGGGCAGAGUAGUAUCUUGGAUUUGGAUAAGUAUGCUAUUAUGAAAAGAGUUUCAAUACAUGCUAGAGAUCUACGUAUUCUUGAUCCAUUGCUUUCUUAUCCUUCUGCUAUACUAGGAAGAGAAAAGGCAAUUGUACUCAAUUUAGAGCAUAUCAAAGCAAUUAUUACUACAGAAGAGGUAUUGAUUCGUGACCCAAUGGAUGAUAAUGUUCUUCCUGUUGUUGAAGAACUUCAAAGAAGAUUGCCAUUGCCAGCUAUUGGCUUAGGAGAAGGUGAAGAUGAUGACCAACCUGUUGUUAACGGGUCGCGAAAUGAAGUGCAAAGCGUUGAACCAACUGAAUUUCCAUUCGAAUUUCGAGCUUUAGAAGUAGCACUAGAAGGAGUUUGCAGUUAUCUUGACACUCAGACACGAGAACUAGAGACGGCUGCUUACCCGGCUUUAGAUGAGCUCACCUCCAAGAUUAGUAGUCGUAACCUGGAUCGAGUGCGCAAAUUGAAGAGUGCAAUGACUAGGUUGACUAGUCGGGUUCAAAAAGUUAGGGAUGAUCUCGAACAACUUCUUGAAGAUGAUGGUGACAUGGCUGACCUUUACCUCUCAAGAAAAUUAGUUGCCGGAUUUUCAUCUCCCUUGAGUGGCCAGGUGGCACCUUACUGGUCCCCUGAUUCUUCCUCAAUACGCUCAAAGUUAUUAUCCAAAGCAAGCAGAAUCAGUGGGAUAACUCAUGAGGAGACUGAUGUUGAGGAACUUGAGAUGUUGCUUGAGGCUUACUUUGUGCAAAUUGAAAGCACGAUGAACAAAUUGACAACGUUGCGCGAAUAUAUUGAUGACACCGAGGACUAUAUUAAUAUUCAGCUGGACAAUCAUCGAAAUCAGCUGAUCCAGUUGGAGCUGUUCCUGAGUUCUGGUACUGUCUGUUUAACAGUGUACUCCUUGGUGGCUGCAAUAUUUGGAAUGAAUAUUCCACAUCCAUGGAAGAAAGACCAUGGUUACCUUUUUAAAUGGGUGGUCAUGCUUGCGGGAAUUGCUUCUGCAUCCAUUUUCCUAUCAAUAAUUACAUAUGCUAGGCACAAGGGUCUUGUUGGAUCUUAAUUACUCCUUUUCUCUCUUAUAUUAUAUAAAAAUACACCCCACGCAUCAACAUGUUCAGAUUUAAUUUCUAGAUUGCAACUUCAAGUGAGAGGUGGAGCCAGGAUUGUAGACUAAAGGAUGCAAUGUCACGAGACGAAACUUAGGACUUAAGACAUUUUUGAAUCUUUCUCCGCUAUGCUACUAGAAGCUUUUCGUGUAUUAAUGAAUUCAACAAUCAAAUGUAAUUUUCUGACAAGCGGAUUCAAUUGACCACUCUA